Molecule: messenger RNA, 1389 nt
Organism: Lecanosticta acicola
Lineage: Eukaryota; Fungi; Ascomycota; Dothideomycetes; Mycosphaerellales; Mycosphaerellaceae
Source: the annotation of a GenBank genome assembly
AUGGCGCACGACAAGGACACCUCCGCAGCCCAUAUCGAGCACCCCGAACACGAAGCCGUCCUCACCGGAGCAGUCGCCCUCGCAAGCCUCUUCAGCAGCUGCGUCGAAGCAUUCGGCCUGAUCCACCCGUCGCACAGAUGGGACAAGGAGGAGCAGCUGUUGCUCACCCGAUUGGGACUGGAGCAGGCGCGACUGCUGAUAUGGGGCUCAGCAUUGGGUAUCUCUGCUCCGCCUGCCUCGGUCACCAAUCGCGCUGUGCCCAGACAUCCGAGUUCGGCAUACCCAGACGUGAAGGAACCCACCUUCUUCGACAUCCGAGACCCUCGACUCGAUGAUCCGAACAUGAGGACCAUGAUUGAACAGACGCUGAGUGACAUUGUAGAUCGCUCAGCAAGUGCAACAAGAGAGGAGAUGAUGGCGAAAUAUGGCCUGAAGCGGCCAAAGAGCCCCACCAUGAUCUUCGAGCCGGCCAUGGACCCCAACCGCUUGGAGUCUUUCAGAGAGAGGUGGGCUCUCCUGCGCGAAGUCGCAGAAUCAUACGCGCAGAUCAACACCAGGCGGAACAACUCGAUCAUCCAUAGCUCGUGGGUCAUCGCAGACGUCACCAAGUUUGGAGCCUUCGUCAAGCUCAUUCAAGAGAAGAUCGAUUUCCUCAUAAACCUCAUGAACGUCAAAGACAAGGUAGAUAGGGGAAUGCGUAUGGAUAUUCGAAUGUUUGGUUGGCACAUUGCGCCGGACAGAGUCAAGACGGCUCAAGAUAUUGCCAAGCUAAGGCUGUUGCAAGAGAUCUGCAAGCAAGGUUAUUCAGACUAUGUCACUGCGACACAGCAAGCAUUGGACCACAUCGGUCGAGAGACGCGGGAGAACGGCAUCUCGUCUGCACAACAGCGGCAGACACAGGCAUUGCUGAGUCCACCCGCGGACGAAGUCAGCAAUGGUCAGCACCACAAGAAGCGACCCGCGCUCAUGAAGCUCUUCCGCCCUUUCGCCAAAUCGAAAGACCACGGCCGAUCUCAGAGCCUCAGUGCUCCUACUGCAGAUGAUGGUCCUGCCCGAUCUCAAUCCCAUCCGGGUCUCACUACUGACACUUCGGACGACGGCGAAUCUCUCGGACAAGUGCGGUCCAAGAGCGUAGGAGCAUGGAUCCAACCUAACAUCGAUGAGUCUCUUGAUCAACAGCUGGGGAAGCUGAAUACCACGGAAGACGAUAUGAAGCCCACACAGCACACUCCUGAUUCGCCGUUGCAGGAGACCACGGGUACGGCUAAGCAUCAUCCAACUCCGAUGGGUGUGCCUGGAUCUAUCGCCCGACACGAUCAAUAUCGUGGUAUUGCGAGGACGCCAACUCGGAAUUUGUUUCAAGAUGGUGGCAAUUUUGCCGAUAAGUGA